Messenger RNA from Durotheca rogersii, 2082 nucleotides. RefSeq names its product glycoside hydrolase family 30 protein. The transcript is spliced from 3 exons. Gene Ontology annotation, biological process: sphingolipid metabolic process. The record is from RefSeq and is a predicted model, not a curated record. The coding region runs from base 396 to 1775 and encodes 459 amino acids. Gene Ontology annotation, molecular function: glucosylceramidase activity. NCBI's taxonomy places the organism in Eukaryota, Fungi, Ascomycota, Sordariomycetes, Xylariales, Xylariaceae.
GGUAUCUAAGGCCAACAGAGGCGGUCCAGUGAGCCGUCUGAAUAUAGUAAACCCUCCGUGAUCCCUUCGCAUACGUCCAUUUCCGGCAGCAUCGCCCAUAGACUUCUAUACAAUUCACCCGCUCCGAUCCCGUGGUAAUAGUCAAAAAACAUGCCAUUGGUUAAGAGAGAUAUUAGGGAUUAUUUAAAGUAUCUCCCGAUGGCCAAGCCCCUUUACGGAUAUAUUCUACCUUGUAACUCUGUUAGGUGGAAUCCGCAUCCUAGCUCUAUAAAUGACGUUGCGAGUGUCUCGUCUGUCCGAGGAGGUCACCGAGGCAUUCUUCUCGCCUCCAUAGGGCCGGCUUGUCCUUGUAGAUCCCGUGUGCCCUGCUGAAGUACCCUUUCGAGGCUGCCGCCAUGUUGUCCCGCCUUCCCCUGGUCCUGUGUGUGCUGGGCACUGGGGACGCCUUUGCUCGAGCGGCCGUCACCGUCAACGUUGCGUCCACGCUGCAGCAGAUAGACGGCUUCGGCGUUUCGCAGGCUUUCGGGCGUGCGGCUGAGUUCAGGGACAUGCUCUCGGGGCAGCCUCAGCAGCAGGGCCUCGACUAUUUGUUCAACACGACGACUGGCGCCGGUCUCACCAUCGUCCGGAACCGGAUCGGGUCGGGCACCAGCGGCAGCGACAGCAUCCUUCCCCAAAGCCCCGGUGGGCCGACUGCGGCUGCGAACUAUAGCUUCGACGAUGACGACCGCGGCCAGAUGUGGUUCAGCCGACAGGCCAUGAAAUACGGCGUCAAGACUUUCUACGCGAACGCGUGGAGCGCGCCCGGCUUCAUGAAGACCAACAACAACGAGAACAACGGCGGUUAUCUGUGCGGAACCCCGGGACACUCGUGCUCCUCGGGAGACUGGCGUCAGGCCUAUGCCGACUUCCUAGUCCAAUAUAUCAAGUUUUACAACGAGCGGGGCAUUCCUAUUACCCAGCUCGGCUUCUUGAACGAACCGGACUUCGUGGCGACCUACUCGUCGAUGCAAUCUGGAGCUAGCGAGGCUUCCUCCUUUAUCCCCGUCAUCUACAACCAUCUUGAGGCAAAUGGUCUCAGUAACGUGUCCCUGACUUGCUGCGACGCAAUGGGCUGGAACACUCAACGCAGCAUCACCCAAGGCCUCGUCUCCGCGGGCAUGGAACGCUACCUCAAGUACAUCACAAGCCACAUGUACACAAGCGACCCGACAUCGGUCAUCUCGACGAGACUGAAGACGUGGCAGACUGAGGCAGCCGACCUCCAGUCACGCUGGUGCGCGACCUGGUACAGCAACGGCGGCCUGUGCGAGGGCAUGACGUGGGCCAACAAGAUCCACAACGGCCUUGCCAACGCGAAUUUGUCCGCGUACAUAUAUUGGCAGGGCGUCGAGGUCAACCAGUUCCAGGCGUCGUCGUAUCUCGUCGCGAGCGACGGCAAGACGCUCACCCCUUCCGGACGCCUCUGGGCUUUCGCGAUGUGGUCGCGGUUCGUGCGCCCGGGAGCCUACCGCGUCAGCACGUCGGGCAGCGUGUCCAGCACUGGCAUCACGGCAUUCAAGAACACGGACGGCUCCGUGGUCGUCGUCUUCCUCAACUCGGGCCGCUCGCAGCAGAACGUCGAGGUCGGGUUUCGGGACUUCGCGCCGGCGACGGCCGAGGCCUUCGUGACGGACAACACCCGAGCCGUGGCCGCUGUGGUGGCGACGCUGUCCGGUGGCACGGUGACUGCUUCGGUUCCCGCACUGGGGAUGCUCACAAUUAAACUCAGUUAAACUGGCGCGUGUUAUCCCGUGAUCAGAUAUAGCAUGGUGGUGCCUAUUCCGAAGCGGUCGCCUUGGGAGCGGAGAGAGGGGGGGGAGUGGCAGGCUGAAAGUGUGAAACUUGGAUAGUAGGGAUUGAUAUCCCUGGUUUUGCAGAAUAAAAGAAGAGAACGGGAAUAGCAACCAGGAAUACCUAAGCUACCUAGAGGUACCUAAGUACCUACAUAAGUUACCUGGGUUAGGUGCCCUGCGACCUUCCCCGGUUAGGUCAGGUGGUUGGGGUCCCUGGGGAGCCUCAGAUUAGAUAUCCACCCUCCCU